AUGGUGGCGACGUACAAGCUUUCUGCUACCUUGGAGCAACAUGGAGCUGAUGUCCGCUGCGUCUCAGCCAGCAGCUCAGAGGUGAGCAAAGACUGUCGCGGUGAUCUCGUGCUUACCGGAUCGAGAGAUCGACGAGCGAUUGUUUGGCAGCGCACCUUCACCAAUCAAUUCGUUUCUAUCCUAGAUCUGGGUAACCACGAAGGAUUCGUCAACGCGUGCACCUUGAUUCGGUCCGAAUCUCCCUAUGCCAUCACUGCCGGUCAAGAUAAGAUCAUCUAUGCAUAUCAGCUCCUCUCGGAAGGAGACCGAAUCUCGGUGCAGCUCGAUCCAAAGACGAGCGAGCCGCAACCAUCGCGUACGUUGAUAGGUCAUACAGAAAACGUCUGUGCCCUCGAUGCGGGUCCACACGGCCAGUACCUGGUCAGUGGCAGCUGGGACAAGACUGCCAAGAUCUGGAGGAACUGGGAGUGUGUAGCUACGCUCAAAGGUCACGAGCAGUCAGUGUGGGCCGUUGUUGCUGUCGACCAUGAUCGCGUACUGACAGCUUCGGCGGACAAGACGAUUCGAUUGUGGUCUAUCUCAAACUCUUCCAAGCCGCUCGCCAUAUUCGGGGGCCACACGGACGCUGUGCGUGGAUUAACGCUUCUCGAAGGAGGAGAGUCGUUUGCUAGCUGCGGUAACGAUGGCAAUAUUAACAUCUAUUCUCUGCAAGAUGCCUCGACGUCUGCGGGCAGCGCGCCGAUUCAGCCGGUGCAGACCUUAUCGGGACACACGAGCUUCGUCUACAGCGUAGAAACCAUUCCGGGAGGUAAAGGCGAGCUCGUAAGCUCAGGUGAAGAUCGCAGUGUGCGUAUUUGGCGCGACGGUGCACUGGAACAGAGCAUCACGCUGCCCGCCAUCUCGGUGUGGUCUGUCUCUGCACUUCCAAACGGAGACAUUGUUGCAGGUUCCUCAGAUGGAGUAGCUCGUGUGUUUACCCGAGAUGCAGCACUUGUCGCGGACGAAGCAACACUCAAAGCAUACGAUCACGCCAUAUCGACGCAAGCGCUCAACCAGACACAGGUGGGAGACAUCAAGAAGGACGACCUACCCGGGCCUGAGGCGCUUGCGCAGCCAGGCAGCAAGGAAGGCCAGGUUAAGAUGGUCAAGAACAGCGAAGUGGUCGAGGCGCAUCAGUGGAGUACCUCUUCGCAGCAAUGGGUCAAAAUUGGCGAAGUGGUUGGCGGUGUCGGAUCGGGCCAAAAGAAGCUCUACGAGGGUAAAGAGUACGAUUACGUAUUUGACGUCGAUAUUGCAGAUGGCGUUCCACCGCUCAAGCUUCCGUUCAACCUGAAUGAGAAUCCUUAUGCGGCUGCGCAGAAGUUUUUGGAGAAGAACGAUUUGCCGCAGCAGUACAUUGAUCAAGUGGUGCAAUUCAUUGACAAGAACACGUCCGGUGUCAAUCUGGGCGGGCCACAGUACACGGAUCCGUACACGGGUGCUAGCAGAUACCAGCCUUCUGGAUCGGCUCCGGGUGGUGGUGGAGCGGCCGGUGAAUCAAGCGCUGCGCAAGGUGCUCUAUCAGGGACAGGUGAUAGCGGCACCUACACGGGCGCAAGAAAUGUCGAUCCGUAUACCAGCUCUGCUCCAUCAAUAGCAAAUGCCGCAGCCUCAGCACCAUCGAGUAGGAUCCUACCCCAACGCGCAUUCUUGGCUUUCAAAUCCGCGAAUUUCUCCGCAAUCAAAACUAAGCUCUCGCAGGUCAACGAGCAAGAGUCGGUCAAGCUGUCGGAGUCCGAAUUGGGUCAGAUCGAUCAACUGAUCGCACAGCUUGAGGCUGGUUCUUCAGCUGGCAACCUCAAUGUUGAUGCUCUACUCAAAGCAGUCAGUUCGUGGAGCGCCAGCUCUCGUCUACCCGCUCUGGAUCUGAUUCGCUGUGCUGCAGCAGCAGGCACCACCACUCCACCUCUGGAAAUUGCGAGAGAGGCAUUCCAAGCGUCGUCAUGGGCCUCGGACUGGCCCGUAGCCGGCACGGGAGAGGCCAAGAGUCGAGACGUCAACUCGAUGCUCGCAUUGCGAACAAUCGCGAACCUGUGGAACGACCCGCAAGCGCUCGGGGAGCUGGAAGUGAACGGUGUCAGCUUGCUGGGUAGUCUGGGCGAAACGCACUAUGCCAAGAUGACCAAAAAUGGACGUAUCGCUUUUGCUACCGUGGUGUACAACGCUACGGCACAGAUGGUGGAUGGGAUGGGGAAGAACAGUGCUGCAGGGAUCACGCUGGGAUUGAUCAACGAGGUGCUGGCGGUGGAGAGCGAAGAGAGCGAGGCGGUGUACAGGAUCCUGGUGGCGUUUGGCAAUUUGCUCUGCUCGUCGUCCGGCGCAAGCUUGAACCGGAAUGCGUUGGAGCAAGCGAGAGCAUGGAUUCAGAGGCUCGUGGGGUCGAAGUUGGGUAAGGAGCAGAGGAUCGCUCAGAUCGCUGCUGAGAUCAACAGCUUGUUUUAG
Molecule: messenger RNA, 2481 nt
Organism: Mycosarcoma maydis (corn smut)
Lineage: Eukaryota; Fungi; Basidiomycota; Ustilaginomycetes; Ustilaginales
Exons: 1
Coding region: 1-2481 (826 amino acids)
Biological process (GO): proteasome-mediated ubiquitin-dependent protein catabolic process; ubiquitin recycling
Cellular component (GO): cytoplasm; nucleus
Molecular function (GO): ubiquitin binding
Source: RefSeq, a predicted model, not a curated record